AUCAAAUCAAACAAUGUCACGUCACGUGAAUGACGUUUAUACGGGGAAUCGAAACUUACAGGUUACCAAAGUCAAGAGUUGAUUUGACGAAGGACGGGGAGCAGUACUGUGAGCUUUGUACUUUAUGUGAUUUGAGCUGAAAGUCCGACAGCUUCGUCAUUAAAGAUGGAAACUGGAAACUAUGUUAGCAGACUUAACGAGUACGUACAGAAAACAAGCUCUGUGAUGCAAUAUGAGGACCUCGGCUCCGUUGGCCCCGACCAUAUGAAAACAUUCACCCUGAGGGUAGUCCUAAAUGGAAAAGCCUAUCCCAAUGGUGUGGGAAAGAACAAGAAGGAAGCCAAACAUAAUGCUGCUAAAAAUGCCCUGGAAUUCUUGUUCAGUGUUGAACAUCAGGACUCAGUCGACACAACUGCAGAUGAGAAUCUCAACCCCACAUCAGCUCAUCGAAAUGAGGAAAUGAAUCCAAAUGUUUCUGAUAUCUGUAAUAUGACAAGACGCCUCAGUAUGAACUCAAAGGACAGCAGUUAUGCGGAGACAAAUUACAUUGGAAUUGUCAACCACUACUGUCAGAAAAAAAAAAUCACCCAUACAUUUAUUGAGGAAAGGAGAUGCGGUCCACCUCAUGACCUUCAAUUUUCCUACAAACUACGGAUCAACAAUAAGGAGUACCCUGUGGGUGAGGGUAAGAGCAUUAAGGAAGCCCAACAGAAAGCAGCUCAGCUGGCCUGGGAUGCUCUUCAAGAACAGACAGACUGGGACAGCAAGCCUGAAGAGGAGAAAUACAGAUGUGCAUCAAGUGAACCAGAGGAGGAAAAGUCGGACAUCUGUGAAAAGAUAACCAAAGACAAAGGUUUUACAGAGGAUAACUUCAUAGGACUUGUCGACCACUACUGUCUCAAAGAAAAGCUCAUCCAUGACUUCAUCUUAGAAAACAAGUGCGGUCCACCUCAUGACCUUCAAUUUUCCUACAAACUAGUGAUCAACAAUAAGGAGUACCCUGUGGGUGAGGGUAAGAGCGUCAAGGAAGCCAAACAGAAAGCAGCUCAGCUGGCCUGGUCUGCUCUUCAAGAACAGACAGACUGGGACAGCAAGCAGGCUGCCAAAGACAAGAAUAUGGGAAAUAAUCAGAAUGAGACAUCCAUGCAGUCAAGGUUUACUUCAGAAUUUGAGCCCAUGGAGUGUCUUGGCAGUGGAGGUUUUGGUGUUGUUUACAAAGCAAGACAUAAACUGCUGGAGAAGGAUUUUGCUGUAAAGAUUGUCUUCUGUGAAGAGAAAGCUCUUCGAGAAGUGAAGACAUUAUCAGACCUCCUCCACCAUAAUAUCGUCAGAUACUACACAGUUUGGCCGGAGGAUUCAGGAUACCGAUGGGACAGUUCAGCUGGCAGCUCAGCUGGCAGCUACAGCUAUUCCCAAUCUUCCAUUGAUAAUUCAUCGGCAAAGUACCUGUAUAUUCAGAUGGAGUUAUGUAACACCAAAACCCUUAAAGACUGGAUUGAUGAGAAGAACAAUCAGUCUCCCCAAGACACCAAGAGAAGAGAAGAAAGUCUCAGCAUUGCUCAGCAAAUAGUUAGUGGAGUGGAAUAUAUCCACUCCAGGAAGCACAUCCACAGGGACCUUAAGCCUGCAAACAUCCUGUUUGGGCUGGAUGGAGAAGUGAAGAUCGGGGACUUUGGUCUGGUCACCAAAGAUGAUGAUGCUUUGAUGGACAGAACAGAGAACAAAGGAACCCCAUCUUACAUGGCUCCGGAACAAAGGAGGAAGCACUAUGACCGAAAAGUGGAUAUCUUUGCUCUGGGGUUGAUAUAUUUGGAACUCCUUUGGAAAGUCUCUACUGGCCAUGAAAGACGAGUGGUUUUGGAUGAUGCCAGAUGUCAGAAGCUUCCCAAUGACUUUUCAAAGACAUUUCCCCAAGAGAACCAUAUCAUCAAGUUAAUGCUGCGUGAGAAUCCAGAAGGCCGACCUGAUGCAAGUCAACUGAAGGCAGAUCUGGAGAAGUGGGCUCAGACAUUCAGCACAAAAAAUGUGCGUCAGGAAAAUGCAACUAUCUGAUUAUCACAAGCAAUUGUGACAAGACCCAUUAGCAUAUA
This is a messenger RNA of Etheostoma spectabile (orangethroat darter), 2090 nucleotides long. RefSeq names its product interferon-induced, double-stranded RNA-activated protein kinase. The record is from RefSeq and is a predicted model, not a curated record. Gene Ontology annotation, molecular function: ATP binding; eukaryotic translation initiation factor 2alpha kinase activity; double-stranded RNA binding. Gene Ontology annotation, biological process: eiF2alpha phosphorylation in response to endoplasmic reticulum stress. Gene Ontology annotation, cellular component: nucleus; cytoplasm. Bases 166 to 2052 code for a protein of 628 amino acids. The transcript has 16 exons. Lineage: Eukaryota; Metazoa; Chordata; Actinopteri; Perciformes; Percidae.